This is a messenger RNA of Mercenaria mercenaria, 3656 nucleotides long. RefSeq lists its product as uncharacterized. The coding region runs from base 115 to 1242 and encodes 375 amino acids. The record is from RefSeq and is a predicted model, not a curated record. The transcript has 4 exons. Lineage: Eukaryota; Metazoa; Mollusca; Bivalvia; Venerida; Veneridae.
CGUUGAAAUACCCGUAAACAAGUGUCAUUUGUGGUGUUUAAAAACCGCCGAUAUCAAAUAUUUUGAACAUUAUAAUUAUUUCGAUCGCGCAGACUGUUUCAGAUAGACUGGAAUAUGACUUUCCUUUGCGCUCAAAUCAUGUUGAUAUUCUUUGGUGUAACAGCAGUACAGCCAUUUCUUUUUAACAAGGGUUGUCUCGUAACAUCGUGGUCGAACUGGAGUGAAACCAACAGUUAUGGCAUACAGACAAGAACUAGACAAAUAAUGCGUUUCCCAUCCGACGGUGGGCAGCCAUGCCCAGUGCUUUUUGAGGAACGAGUCCAAUCAGAAGUCGAUGUUGACUGUCAAGUCUCACAAUGGUCAGCAUGGGGUGAAAAUUUUGGAUUUGGUCAACAAAGCCGAAUAAGAAAUAUUACUCAACGGCCUGAAGGAGCCGGAGCUAAGUGUCCGGAGAUUGAGGAUGCCAGAUAUACGGGCAAGGUACCGAGUGUCAAUGCUACUGCAAAAACAGUUCAAUCAAAGUUCAUCCGACCGACUGGUAACUAUAGUGUUCGCCGACAAGCAGGAACUGGUAGUGUAAGGGACCUCCUCCUUAUCAUGGAUAGUUCAGGAAGCAUUGGUCUGAAAGGAUUCAAGAAAGCCAAUACUGAAAUAAGCAGGCUAAUUGGUUUGCUGUGCCCUUUAAAUGGACCAUUUGAUAAAAGGCCUACAUCGCUUUAUCAGCACAACCAGGCUGCAAUGCUGACGUUUUCAACCAAUGUAUAUCAGAACUUUGAAUUUGAUGACCACAGCACUACAUACGACAUACAGCAAGCCAUUGCUGAUGCUAAUUACUAUGGCAGAAGAACAGAUACUGCUUCAGCUUUUAGACAAGCUGUCAGUCUAUAUCAGACAAAUAAAGGUGCUAGAGAUAAAUCACUAGUAAAGCGAGAGGUAUUGAUUCUCACAGAUGGCCACUCAAACAAUCCUGCUCAAACUCUGGCUGCUGUAAAAGAACUGCACAAGGUAGCUGACGUGUACGGACUUAUGACAGGAACAUUCACUAAAGAAGGGAUGGACGAGAUUACGUCAUACGUCUCUUCGCCUGUUAACAAGCAUUUGUUCUACGUCAAAGAUUUGCAAGAACUAACGUCUUUAGUGGACUUCGUUGAAGAUGCAAAGAAAGAAGCUGGGCAAAACUGGUGUGCUCCUUUUGAUGUUAAAUACGUAGAACAUGUUUUAGUUUAUAUUUCCCGGACAUGACACUUUGGCAUUUCAGUACAUGACAUUAUUAAAAUCAUUAAAAUAUUUACAAACAACUUCAAUAAUAUAAUCAUGGUAUGAACUUGAAAACAUUGAAAUGUAAAAUUUACAUGAUUUUAUCAUUGUGACACCAGAAAGCAUUGUAAUCUUUAUUUUUGAAUACAAAAUUAUUGACUUGUCCAGUGAAUUAUUAAAAUGGUUUGACUGACAUCGUUUCACGAUAUCUGGGCUAUUUUAAAAGUUUCCAUUUAUCGCAGUAGAAUGUAUCAUGACUUUCUGAUGUAAUUACAUACGAGAAACAAAAUAAUACACGUUCAAAAUAACCCAUUCAAAAUCCUUGAUUAGACAGAGUUCAAAGAUUGUUUUGUAAUGAUAAAUGCUUUACCGCUUAAAAUUACAUGACAAGCUACAACAUAUUAAGUAAUUUUCUUUCCAACUUUUUCCUUAUGUUUAAUAUUCUUUUAAUAUUCUGUGUAAACUAACAUCAUUUAAUUUAACAAAAAUACGAAAAUGGAAAGGCUUAAAGGCGAAUAAUCAUACAUUCAUUAGUAUUUCAUACAGAAAAUACAUGUACAUAGUUAUGAGACUGCUUAAAUUAUCCUAAAUAUGUGAUCGAGUUGUCCGUUAAAAUUAUAAUCUUUAUGUUUUAAACAUCAAAUUUUUGUCGUGUAAAUAACUUGCAUUGGUCUGGAUGUUGACUCGUCAGAAGUCACUUGAAGUAAAAACUGAAACAGUACGCGUACCCGUACAUGUAUGAAAACCUUAUUUCACAAGUGUGCGCUUUUAUAUUGAUCAAAACCACCGACCAUAUUUGAGAAAAGAUGUUCUUUGUAUGUAGUAUGUAUAAUUUUGUAGACGACAAUGAAUAGAAUCGUGUAUUGGAAAAUCUUUAAGUUUGCAAAGCAUAAACUUUGAAAAAGGACGAUGUCGUUGUACAUUACAACUCUAUUCGGAUUUUUUAUCAUAAUGAUUCAGUAAUUCAAAGAUAUAUGUAGAAAGGCUUUUAAAUUAUUUUUUGUAACAUGUAUGAAAGCGCUUAUAUUGAUAUGAUUAUCAAUAAGAGUCUUAUUAAGACAUUGUGUAAUUAUCAAUUUAACAUAUACUCACAGUACAGACUGAAAUCUUGUUUCUUGAAACCAUCAUCUGUUUAUGUUUCAGUCUAUCGUUGAUUAUCACCAGCCAUAAAAUGCACAAUGAACUGUAUUUUGACAAAAUAACAGAACACUAAAGCUCAUUGAUACAGGUUAUGGUCAAAGGGAAAUAACUAACAGGGCCUUUGAUUGGUUGAAAAAGUAUAUGGUAUUCCGAGACAAAUAUUUAAGAUGUAAAGUGGUCUCUCAUUGGUGAAAUAUCAGUUGAAUAUGUUUGAAAACUGUUUUAUUUCUUGAAUUGAAGUUCUAAGCCAUGAUUAAUGGAGGAAAAAAUAUUUGAAGUGUAUUUUGUUUGAAAAUUUUGUUUGUUUUAGUGAUUUGGUAUUUUCAUGAAGUGUAAACAAAAAUUCACUGCCGGACUGGGGGUUACUGACUUGCGGGUGAAAAAAGUGCACAAAAAUGAUGGUCAACCUGUAUAUUUCUGGCUGUUUUCUUUUAGGUCUUGAAUAGUUCUUUCACCCUGGGUAGGUGGCAUCAAAAGUUUAAAUGUUAGGAAAGGGCUAUAACCCAAAACAUUACAAUGUAAGUCUAUGGGAAAACUGUUACUUCCCUUUGACCUAAAUUAUAUACUGAUUGUUUGCAGAGACGCUAGAAACCAAUGUUUAUACUUUUAUCUGCAGUCAUCUGUUUUCACGACAUCAGUUUUGUGUUGAAUUUUCACUGCAGUCAUCUGUUUUCACGACAUCAGUUUUGUGUUGAAUUUUCACUAUUUCUUCUUAUUCCUGGACUUAAUCUUUUUUCAUGCAUGUAGACAUUAAUUCUGCAUCGUUUUGCUGAGUAAUUGAGCAUGAAUCCUUCAUUUUAUGAUGUUGUAGCCUUUAAACUUUUUAAGCAUCAAUUUCACAUGUAUUAAAUGUCAACAGGAAGCUGAGCUGUACUGAUGCAUUUUGAGUUUGUUUACUUGUUGUCAAAACAAUCAAAGUACUUGUAACAAUAUGUAUCAUCUGCAAAAAGCCUCUGUAAACCAUUCUAAGGUACUGGAAUUUCUUAAUUUAAGUUGUUUUGUUGAGAAAAUCACAUUUUCUCAGUUCUUCUUCUAGUUAAAUAUUUUUAAGUAAGUUCUAAGUAAUUUUACCAUUUAUGGUUGAUGGCUAUGGUUGACACCAACCAGUUUUGUCUGCAACCACCAACCAAAGCGGUGGAUUUAAGUGUUUUUAACCAUUUCAACCACUUUCGGGGGUGUGGUUGAGCCUUAUUUAUAAAAGGGUCCAAAUUUUGACCAUCGGGGACUUAAUUUCAGAAUAGAAAGCAGAUAGGCCACAU